GCAACGACAGCAACACGUUCAUUCUAAACAAAGAUGGCGGCCAUGCAGCACCUUUCUCUCGUGGUUGUUUUUCUCUUUUGUCAAGCAUCAGGACAAGAUGAACAAAUGAAAACAAUUAUCUUAGAUGAUGAUAAUUUUGAGCACCUUACCCAAGCAUCAACUGGAGCGACAACUGGAGACUGGCUUGUGUUAUUUUCAAAAAAUGAAGAUGAUUGUUUAAAAUGUGCUGAAGCAAAGGAUGUGUUUUCUUCACUCACUGAAAGAUUAAGUACAAGACUCAAUGUUGCUUUAAUUGAUGCUCAGAAGAAUCAAGGUCUUCUUCGUCGUUUCAAGAUCAAUACUUUUCCAUCUAUUUAUUUCUUCCGUCAUGGAUUUCAGUUCGCAUACCUGGGAUCAAUUGAUCAGACAAAACUUGAGAAUUUUGCAUUGGGUGGAUACAGAGAUGUACGAAAAGAGGCUGUGACAAAACCACUCAGUACUUUUGACAUCUGGCUAGAAGACACAACUCAAGAAAUCAUGGUGUCAAUUAAAGAACGAAAGCUGCCAUCAACUUCAACUAUAGGCAUUGCUGCUGGGACAUUUUUACUCUGCCUCGCAUUUCUGUUUUGUUGUUGCUCUGGUACGAGGCCGGAGCCUGUUACACAAGCAAAGAAACGUCAGUAAAAAAAUCUUGCACAAAUAAUUGUUAUCAUUGAUAAUAACAAAAUAAAUUUGAUUAAAAUAUCGAAAGUUUCCACGAAAUUCUGUGUGAAGUAUUUGUUUGUUAGUAUAAAAGCUGAAAAGAUUUAUCUGCUAA
Rhopilema esculentum is the source of this 796-nucleotide messenger RNA. Its product is annotated as thioredoxin domain-containing protein. The record is from RefSeq and is a predicted model, not a curated record. NCBI's taxonomy places the organism in Eukaryota, Metazoa, Cnidaria, Scyphozoa, Rhizostomeae, Rhizostomatidae.